This is a messenger RNA of Cynoglossus semilaevis (tongue sole), 965 nucleotides long. It is a transcript of the gene czh9orf85, whose product is annotated as chromosome Z C9orf85 homolog. Bases 105 to 575 code for a protein of 156 amino acids. The record is from RefSeq and is a predicted model, not a curated record. Lineage: Eukaryota; Metazoa; Chordata; Actinopteri; Pleuronectiformes; Cynoglossidae. The transcript has 4 exons.
ACUACUUCCGGGUUAGUACUUCAGGCAUGGCUUUAGAACGAGUAUACAUGUGGAAGUAACCAGAAAAUAGUCACAACAGCCAAUAAAAGCAAGAUUUAAAUAAGAUGAGUUCUCAGAAAGGUAACGUAUCUCGGUCUCGCGGCCAAAAACAUCAAAACAUCACAGCUUUUAAAAAUGACAAGUACGGAGCAACAGUACAAAUCAAGAACGCUAAGUCAAAGAUACACAAUGGACUCUGUCAACACUGCAAAGAUGUUCUUGAGUGGAAAGUCAAGUACAGCAAAUAUAAGCCUCUUACACAACCAAAAAAAUGUGUGAAAUGCUCUCAAAAGACAGUGAAAGAUGCCUAUCACAUUGUCUGUAAACCCUGUUCUCUUCAACUGGAAAUCUGCUGCAAAUGUGGAAAGAAGGAAGACAUCGUUAUUCCUGUGAACUCGCAACUGGAUGAUGAACAAGAAGAAGAAGAAGACAAGCAGAUGAAGAAAACACAUAGAGGACAAAGGAAGGACUUAGACAGUGAUGAUGAUUUUGAUGAUGAUAGUGACAUCGAUGACCUGGAUGGUGAGGAUGAUUAAGACCUUGCUCAUGACUCAAAAGGAAAAACAUCACAUGGAAAAGGGAAGAAAGACUUGGACAGUGAUGGAAAUGGUGAUAAAGAUGAUGGUUGUAACAAAAGUGCUAAGAAAAGACAGAACAAUUCUUCUGUGCUCCCAGAUGUGUCAAAUGUUAAUCUAAAGGACUAAAACCUGCAUGGUACAUUUGGAUUUAAUUGUAAAUGUACCUGUAUAUUACUUUUUUUUUAGUUCAAAUUAACUUUCCUAAAAUGAGCAAAUUAAGUAAAAUCUCAUUGCAAGUUUGAUACUGAGUGAUCUCAUUUCUUUUACCAACUGGUUGUUGAAGCUCACCUGAAUUAUGAUGAUCAAUCAUUAGAUCAAUCAUGAUCUAAUAAAAAGCUUCAAAUUUAA